AUGCACUCGCGGUCUCAGCUUCGAAGGCGGCUUUACGAGGAGCCAUCGCCAUCGCCCUCGCCAAGGGCCCGGACUCGUCCUUGCGAGAGGGCCGGCGCGCGGCCGAACUCGGCCCGGCUCGGUCUCAAGGUCGCAGAUGCUCAGAGGCUCCUGGACAAGGUCUCCGGAAGGAGCCCAGGACCAGCGGCAGCCCCCGCGGCGGCUGCGGCGGCCGCGGCUCCGCAGCUCGAGAGCCUCUCCUCUCCGCUUCUGCCGCCCUUGCCACAGGCCGGCGAGACGGGCGCCCGGGUUGUUUCCUUGUCGCCUGAGAUGCGGCACGAGCCGGAGCCUUCCGCCUGGGCCUACCCACAGACUUCCCAGCUCGGCAUCGCCCACGUGGACGUGGAACCCGAGAGCGACUCGCAGGAGGAGUUUGGGUCGCUGGGACGGCCUUUCGACAUUUUUCUGGAGAUUUUGAGAGGGGCCGAGCAGCGGGAGGAGACGCUGGGGAAAGAGUUCGUGUAUGUCCGGCACGUCGAGGGUGGCAGCGCCUACGACUUGGAACUGGUGCCCUUUAGGGAGGUGCAGUUGGAGAGCUACAUGACCGCGGGCGGGACCGUGAGCCCUGCGGGGAUGUCAACGUAUGUGAAGGGUUUGCCGACGGCCUUCGUCUCCCUGAAGAGCUGGCUGCAGGAACGGCGGCUCUUCCGGCUUUUGCGGCGUUUUAACUUCUUCCAGGAGUUUCCCAAAAGGAAGGCCUUCUUGCACUGGCGGAAUGCUGGGAGGUGGGGUCGGAUGACGAAAGCCGGACGAGUGCUGGAAGAGCGUGUCUUCUUCCUGCACCCCUGGUUCCGUUCGAGCUACUUCGCUGUGCGCGAGAUUUUUCAGGAUGUCGCCAACUUGCGAUGCUUGCGGUGCCAUUUUCCCCAGCCUCAGACUUUGGCGGAAUUCCAAGUGGCGCAGAAGAACUGGCAGCACGACCUCUUCCAACGUGCCCGGCAGUUGGCCGCCAAGGUGAUGACGGAAGUCUCGCGCAUUUUGUCUUCGGUGAUCGAUCAGGUGCGCCGGGAGACCAGCGACAACAGCGAGUUCACGCGCCAGGUCUUGGUGAGCGGCCGUCAGCUGGGUUCCGCGGCCAUCGUGCGUGCCGGGAUGGACCAAGAGGACAGCGAGGCGCUCGAGCGCCUCGGCUUCUCCAAGGACGUGAGCUUCGCGCAGCGCUCGCGGCUGCGCUUCGAGUGUGGGCGGCUCCUGCGCUUCGCGCGUUUGGUGGACCUCCUCUGCACCGAGAGCCUGGUGGAGGUGCUGGAGGCCUCCAUCGCCGAGACCGUGCGGAGCCUCGGUUUGGAACAAGGCCGUCCGGAGGAAGGGCACGGCUCGCAGAUCCUCCUGAAGGUGACCUCCGCAGCGCAUGCAGACCACGUGGCUCAGACCAUGGCUGUCCAGCUGUGCCCAAGUGACGUGGAUGUCUCAGUGGAGUUCAUCAAUUGGUUGCGGCACGGCUGUACGUUGGCCACCUUCUUCACCUGCAACUAUGCAUCGCCGGAUCUGGUGGCUCAUCGCUUUCUGGUCCGAUCUGGUGUGAGCAAUCUCGAAGACAAGGACGAGGAGGAGGAAGAAAGGGAAGCCGAUGAGCUGCUCUUCGAACGCCUGCAGGGCCAGGCAGGCUGGCAACGGAGCUGCCUUCGCCUUUCGGAAACCUUGAGGACGGCUUUUCGAGAAGCUGACUCCAAGUUAAGGGUUCUCGAUGGCAACCUGAAAUGGUGCUACGAGUGCCAAAAUGCUGUGAUCCCAGACAUCAUCAAGGGUAUCUGGCUUUGUGGACCCGUAACCAAAUUUGCAGAGAUCCUGACCGACUACAAGGAAGGUUUGCAAGACUUCGAGAAGUUGUCGAGCCGGCACUUCUUGCGGCCCUUGGAGAUCGAGAUCGCGGCCAUGCUCAGCGAGUUGAAACAGGCCCCCGCGCGGUGUCUCAGCGAGUUGGCGGAGAAACUCCCGGAGGUGGUGCUGCUAUGCGCGGAGGAGCUCUCGCAGUGGAUCGGCAACAAGACCAGGCAGCUAUCUCGACAUCCCGGCUGCGUGGCCGAGUUCGUCUCGGAUCUCCAAAACUUGGAGGAGACGCGGGGCGCUUUGGGGACCCAGGCCGAGCUCCUCGCAAGGAUGCAGAGGCUUUACGAGAUUUUGGAGGAGCACCGGGUCUACUUGAGCACGACUCUGCGGGCCAAAGUGGCUUCCAUGCCACGGUCCUUCGCCAACUUCGAGGCCGUCUUCGCGAAGAAGGAGGAGAAGGUGGUGGAGGAGCGGGAAGGCUUCCUGGAGCGCUUCGCUGCGGAGCUCUCGGCCCUCGAGGCCAAGGUCCAAGUCUUCGCCUCCGAGGAGCAGGUGCGGCAUCCGGAGUUGUUGCAGCUGCCCUCGACGGCGUCCUUGACCGCUCCGGCCUUGGCGGCAGGCUGCGUUCCGGACUUCGCAGGGGAAGGGUCCGCGGUGGAGGUCUCCUCGAAGCUGAGAGAGCUGGAAGCCUUGCAAGAGGCACUGCGGAAGCUCCAAGAAGACCAGGAGCUCUACCAGAGCUACCAGGAUGUGAUGAAAGGCGACGGGCUGGUGGUACCAGAUCUGAGGGAUGCCUGGCUGCAACUGCAGAGGCGCUUGGAUCUUUGGAGGACUUUUGAAGACUGGCAAAGGAAGUGCCAGGAGUGGCUGCCUUCGGAUCUGCUUCUGGUGGACCUGAUGCUCAUGUCCAAGGACGUCACAAGCUUGUGGGUGCAAGCAGAUGCAGCCCAGCACGAUCUGCCGGAGAAUGCUGUUUUCGAGGAGCUGCAGAGCCAGUUGAAGUACAUGCAGGACUUGAUUCCGGUGCUGGAGGUGCUGCAGAACCCGCACUUGAGGGGGAGGCAUUGGAAGGAGCUGAGCGCGACCUUGGACGUCACGUUGGACGUCUCCCAUGCCGGGCGGCCGCAGCUGGCUUUGGGCCAGGCGGCCAAUUGGAACCUCACGAAGGAAAUGGCAUCCCUCCUCACCAUCGCGCGCCGCGCCACCCAGGAGCACUAUGUGGAACUGGCGCUCGAAAACCUGACACGCUCCUGGAGCCGCUUGGAGCUGCCGAUCGUGGACUCUGGCGGCCUGCGGGUGGAGAGCCUGGCGGGUCUCUUGGAGCAGCUGCAGGACGGCCUGGCCGUGGUGGGCUCCAGUUCCUCCCGGUUUGCGGCCGUGCACGCGGACCGCGUGAAGCUCUGGCAGGCGCGGUUCGAGAAGGUGGAGGAGUUGUUGUCGGAGCUCGGCUCCUGCCAAGAGCGGUUUGGGCACUUGGAGGGCGUCUUCGCCACAGACCUGCAGAAGCAGUUGCCGAACGAGUUCCUCACAUUUCAGCCCGUGGAGAGCACCUGGAAGGCCUUGCUUCUAAGGCUUUCGCAGCGGCCCCAGGUGGUCGAGUUGGCUUUGGACCCUCAGAAUCUCCAGACCCUGCGCCAGCUCGGCGAGACCAUGGACAGCAUCCUCAGGGACCUCGAUGGCUUCCUGGUCACGAAGCGACAGAGCUUUCCGCGGCUCUUCUUCUUUUCCGAUGCGGUGCUUCUACAGUUCCUCCGGCUUUUUGGGAAGCGCAGCUCUCCAAGAGCCAUGGAGUCCCUGGCACGGCAGUGUUUCCCAGGUCUGGGCUCCUGGGAGCUCGAGGACGGCGCUGUGACGCUGCUCUCCGUCGCCGGGGAGCGACUGCCCGCUAAGGUGAAGCUCCGGGGCCCGGAGCAGACGCUCGAGGCAAUCCAGGCUUCGAUGACGGCGGCAUUCCGACAGCUCCUGAAAGGGGCCAUCGAAGAGGCUGCUGCGGGCAACGCCCUGGAGUGGGCCGUGGCCUCCGCUCUGCCCAGCCAGGUCGUGGAAGUGGCCUGGCAAGUGACCUGGACGAUGCAGCUGGAGUCUUUGCUGUUGCAAAGCCGGGAAGCGGCCAAGGAGCAUCUUCAGCAGUGGCACAGCACCCUGCAGCUAAGGCUGCUGCAGCGCGCCGUCCGGCAGGGCGGCGCUGCGCAGCGGCGUGUGGCCUCGUCCCUGCUCGUGGUCUUCAAACAGAGGCAAAGCCAGCUCGAGUUUUUGGUGCGUGGCGCCAGUCCAGGGAGCUUCGACUUCCAGAAGCACCUUCGCUACUCGCUGGAUCUCAAAGGCGAAGCUUUGGGCACGGCUGCGCCCAGUGCCCUUCGGCUCAACGUGUCCCAGCUGAGUAGCAGCUUCGCCUACGGCUGGGAGUUUCUUGGCUCCACGGAGCGCUUGGUGAUGGCUCCGGAGACUGAGAGGUGCUGGAUCGCCCUCACCCAGGCCUGUCGCUUGCACUUGGGCGUGGCCUUGGUCGGCGCUCACGGCAGCGGCAAGACGGAGCUGAGCAAAGGCUUGGCCGCCGCCCUCGGCCUCUAUUGCGUGGUGUACCACGUCGCCCGCCGCGACGUGUCAGACCUCAGUGCGCAGUUCAUGGAGGGCGUGGCGCUGCAGGGCUGUUGGCUUCUGCUUGACCGCAUCCACCUCCUUCACGGCGACAACCUAGGCACCUGGGCCUGGCAGCUCCGCCGCUUCCAGGAGGCCCAGCGCGCCCAGCGCGAGAGCUUCGACCUGCAAGGCAGGAUGGUCACUUUGAAGCCUGGUGCCACCAUCUCUGCCACCGUGGACUCCAGGCUGGGGCCAAGCUUCUCUGCGACCUUCGAGAGCCUCCAAAGCUGCUUGCGGCCGGUCAGCCUGGCCUUUCCCAGUGUGGCCCACGUCUCACACCUGGCCGAAGUGCUCCUUCUCGCAGAAGGCUUCAGCGAAGACCCAGAUUUGGGGAAAAAAGUUGGCAUCUUCUGGGGCCACCUGGUCUCCCUGCAGGAGGCGCAGGAGCCCUUCUUUGGACUCCGAGCCCUGCGAGUGCUCAUCGAGAAGGCCGGUGCUCUGCGACGGCGCCACGACGGCAGCACAGGCCUGGCAGGGCUGGCUGUGGAGGUCUUCGAGCCGAACUUGCUGGCGCAGCUCUUCCAGUACCAACUGCAGUCCUUGAUCCCCAAAGAGGAGCUCGAGGCCUUGGCUGAUGUCUUCCAGCCGCAGGGGGACCACACCUCCCUCCUCCAGAGCCGCGGCCGCUCACAGCAGGAGCUCGCCGUGGAGAAGUUGGAGGAGUCCCUCGUGGCUCAGCCCGGAGUCGUGCUCUUGGGCCACAGCGGUGCAGGGAAGAGCCGUCUGCUGGAGGAUCUGCAACGGAGGAAGGAGAGCUUCUACGCCCAGCGCCUGGCCGCGCUCGCCCCCAACGCGCAAAGCGGCCAAGCCGGAGCCCAUGGAGCUGCGAAUGGAGCCACGGUCACAGGCUCCGGCAAGGCAAGCGUGUUGCCCGACGUGAAAGCUACAGCACGCAAGAUGAAUCAGGAGGACUCGGCGAGCGCAGGUUCAGGCACGGACGAACUGGCAGAUGAAGAAGAGAAAGAGGAGUUGAUCGAGGUUCCCAAGAUCCAGCGGAUCUACUCGAGUAGUUACGACUGCGACGAGCUUUACGGAGAAGCUGGCUCCCUGGUCCAGCUGCUCAGCUCCUUCGCGCAGGCGGAGCUCGAGGAAGGGCCCGGGGCCGGGGCCGGGGCCGGGGUGGCUCCGGGGGCUACAUCGGCUGGAACACUUCAGAAUCAACAGGCGCCUGUGGCGCACGUGGCACGCGUGCGUCGUGUGCCGGUGCCGUGGGUGGUUCUCGACGGCGAGUUGGGACCUUGGGCAGAUGCUUUGCACGGCUUCUUGGACCGCGAUCGCCACUUCUGGAUUCCCGGCUUCGCUCACCGAAUCGAGCUGCAGCAGGCGCUGCGCGUGGUCUUCGAGUGCGUGGACCUGGCGGAGGCCUCGCCGGCACUGGUCACACGCUGUGCAGUGGUGGCCUUGCCAGAGGUGCCAGUGGCAGCGGCAUUUCAUCGGCUCCAAGAGAUGCUGCAGCGGGCGUCGCUGAAGCCCGAGCAGCUGCAGGGCUGUCUGGAGAAGCUCCAAGCGGGCAUUUCGGAGCUUUGGGACCUCCAGGUGGAGGGACUCACAAGCGAAGGCGGAGUUCGCCUCGAAGUUUGGCUGAUGAGCUUCGGGCGCUUCUUUCUGGAGCUCGAAGCUCUGCUUGCGCUCUGCUCUGCCUCUGCUCAAAAUCAGCACCUCGUUGCUCGGAGGUUGGCUGCUACUGGAGAUGUCGACGAAUUUGGGCACUUGAGCGAGGAGACUCAUGGCCCUUGA
Symbiodinium sp. CCMP2456 is the source of this 6186-nucleotide messenger RNA. The record is from the annotation of a GenBank genome assembly. NCBI's taxonomy places the organism in Eukaryota, Dinophyceae, Suessiales, Symbiodiniaceae.